Messenger RNA from Ruditapes philippinarum (Manila clam), 1350 nucleotides. Its product is annotated as membrane protein BRI3-like. NCBI's taxonomy places the organism in Eukaryota, Metazoa, Mollusca, Bivalvia, Venerida, Veneridae. The transcript has 4 exons. The coding region runs from base 125 to 415 and encodes 96 amino acids. The record is from RefSeq and is a predicted model, not a curated record.
UUAAUUCGCCAUACUUAGUCUUUCGUUCAAAUGAUUAUUAUAUUUACAGGACCUAUGUAAAAAUUAUUGAACGGGUUUUUUACCAGCCAUUUGAUAUUAAAUCAUACGAUUUUCCAGUACAGAUAUGUCAGACAAUCCUCCUCCACCUUACACAUAUAAUCAGCCAGGUCAGCCAGGGGGAUAUGGUCAACCUGUCCAACCAGUUGGACAUUCCAGCAAUGUUGUUGUAGUGACUCAGCCUUCAGCUGGCAUGACUGCAACAGCUGGAUCAUGUAGACAUUGUGGGAUUGGCUAUCCAAAAACAUCCUUUACGAUAUUUGGUAUUAUACUGGCCAUCCUCUUUUUCCCUAUGGGCGUAAUUUGUUGCUUAUUGCUGACAGAAAAAAGGUGCACACAUUGUGGUGCAGGACUUUAAAAUCACUACAUUAUGUUUUAUAUGCAGGUUUAUACCUGAGAAAAAGAGAUUAUCUUAAAAUAAACAGAAUACAUAUCUUAUCAAGAUUAUUUAUAAAACGGAAAAAGACAAAAAUUUUACAUUUCAUUGUCAACUUCAUUGUGAUGUCUGGGUGUUAAUUAAUGUAGUUGUUUUUUUUUCUUCCCCAAACUGUAUCUUAAGCUAAAAUAUAUAGUUUGAGAAAGUCUUGUUAUUUUCCCCUGCAUUCUUAGAUUUUUAGCUGGUUCUAAUUAGAAAAGACAAAUGCUGUCCAAAAAUAUUGCAGAUUUUAAAAAUCAUUCUACAAAAAUAAAUCAUAUUUUUUUUUUGUAAAAAAAGAAGCCUUUUUGGUUUUAUGAAUAAAAAAAAUGUUUUCGAUAGUUUAUCUCUCAUAUAACAGUUUUAAAUGAGAUUUGUUUAAUUCAAUCCUACUUUACUCAAUGGAAAGAUCAUAGACCAUUAAAAGUUUUUGAAAUAUUUAUCAAAAAGUUUUUGAAAAAUUAUUUGUUAAAAAAAACUAUUUUUAUACAUGUACUUUUUUAUUACUUUUUUUUUCACAAAAUUUACUAAAGGCAUCAAAAUUGUAUUUGCUGUUUGCAUGCAUGACAUUUUGUAGAUGAUUUUUCACUCUUUUUUUAAUCUUUAUUUAUAAAUCACAAACUGGGGUCAAUGUUAAGUUUAAAAAAUCAAUCUAGGUAGUUUAUGAUGUAUUGUACAUAAAUAUUAAACACUGUAUUCACACAACUAUGUCACUUAAUCUGGUGGAAACAUGAAUUAAACUUUUCAUUUAUGAUUGGUAAUGUCAUUUCCUUUUGUGUUAUUUUGAAUAAGAUAUUUCUUUUCAGUUACUGUUCGUUUGAAUGUGAUAUAAGAUACGCAUGUAUGUCAUAAAGCUUUUAGAAUAAAUAUGGUAAAUU